Molecule: messenger RNA, 1109 nt
Organism: Zeugodacus cucurbitae (melon fly)
Lineage: Eukaryota; Metazoa; Arthropoda; Insecta; Diptera; Tephritidae
Gene: mRpL4
Product: 39S ribosomal protein L4, mitochondrial
Exons: 2
Coding region: 55-939 (294 amino acids)
Biological process (GO): translation
Cellular component (GO): ribosome
Molecular function (GO): structural constituent of ribosome
Source: RefSeq, a predicted model, not a curated record
ACGCUUUUCGUUUGACGGAUUCGGCUUUUAAGAAAUUAUAAACAUAGGUAGAAAAUGUUAAAUUUUUUAAAUAAAACCAAGAGUAUUUUAAUACCAAAUUUACGAAACACUCUGACGCGUGCCACCCACGAUGCGGUCAAGGAGUCAACAGAAGUUAUAGUGCCAACAACUGCGGCUGCACCACCACUUAUACUGCCGCAGGACUGGUCGCAAUAUGAACCAAUGAAUCGUGCGGUAGCGCGACAAGUUUGGAUCGAAAAUAUUAAUGCAGUGCCGGAAAGUAAAGUAGGUAUUAUCGAAUUGCACCCGGACGUGUUUGCAACACAGCCCCGCGUUGAUGUCAUACAAGAAAAUAUAGAAUGGCAGCGUAAAUAUCGUUAUGUAAGUUUUGCUCAUACCAAAACACGCGCGGAAGUGCGUGGUGGUGGAAGAAAACCAUGGCCACAAAAGGGAAUGGGUCGUGCUCGACAUGGCUCCAUAAGAUCGCCGCUAUUUCGUGGUGGUGGCGUUGCGCACGGACCACGUUCACCCACCACACAUUUCUACAUGCUACCCUUUUACAAGCGUGUAAUGGGUUUAACUGCAACGCUCAGUGUAAAGCUUGCACAAGACGAUCUACAUGUCAUUGAUAGCGUUGAUAUGCCCACACGCGAUCCACAGUUUAUUAAAGAUUUGAUAAAAGAACGCAAUUGGGGACCAUCUGUGCUAAUUGUGGACAGAGAUGAUAUUUUUCCGGAGAAUAUUUGUUAUGCCACUGAUGCGCUGGGUUAUGUGAAUUUAAUGCCGUCGUAUGGUCUCAAUACAUACUCCAUGCUUAAACACGACACUUUAGUACUAACUGUUAAUGCGGUGAAACAUAUCGAGGAGCGUUUACUGUAUCAACUUCAUCGAACCGAUGCAACGAAGAAAGAAGCCAAAUUCAAAUUGGAUCAAGUUUAAAACAUUUGUUUGCUAUUUUUCUUGGUCUUGUUGGAUUUAUUUGUUUUCUUUAAGAAAGCCUCGUCGCUAUCCAAGUAAUUCAAAACGUUGUAUAAAUCUAAAAUAUUCAAAUGCAAAAUAACCAAAACGCAUUUAUGCAUAGAAUAAACAAAUGAAAAUGUUAGAAAUAA